This is a messenger RNA of Protopolystoma xenopodis, 261 nucleotides long. Lineage: Eukaryota; Metazoa; Platyhelminthes; Monogenea; Polystomatidea; Polystomatidae. The record is from the annotation of a GenBank genome assembly.
AUGCCAACGGAAGAAACGUCUACAACCGACCCGAGUCAUCGUGACUGUUUGAAAGUGGUGCAAAGGGCCGUCAGAACACGGGCUUGUGCCGACUGCCGAGCUCAAAUCACAGGCCAAUUCUAUUGGUCACUGCCCUGUGAUGGCAAAUCAGCGCAUCGAUUAUUGACGUGCCUACGCCUGCCUCUUUUAGGCCCAAGGACGGUGUAUGCUGAUUGGAUAAUUGCUCCGAUUGCACAGACGCCACCGACUGCGGUACAAUAA